AUGUUGAACAAACUCCGAAAAUGGUUCCAAGCACGCUCGGUUGCACGCGUGCAAGUGCUCUCUGACCUUCACCUGGAAGUUGCGAGCCAAUACGCGACGUACACAUUUCCCGUUGCGGCGCCCUUCCUCCUGCUGGCAGGGGACAUUGGUCGCCUCAUCGACUACGACGGCUAUCUCAAGUUUCUCGUCGCCCAAGUCUCACGGUUCGACAAGGUGUUCCUGAUCCUCGGAAACCACGAAUUCUACGGCUUGGAAUACCAGGUUGGACUUGAAGAGGCGCAGCGACUCUCCAAGGAGCCGGCAUUGCAAGACAAGCUGGUCCUCCUGCACAAGUCACGCUGGGACGAUCCCGACUCGAACCUCACUAUUCUCGGCUGCACCCUCUGGUCGUCCGUCCCAGAGACGGCAUUUGAAAUUGUCGAAUCCAAGAUUAAGGAUUUCAAGAAGAUCCAGAACUGGACUGUUCACGACCAUAACCGCGUCCACGCAGACGAACUCGGAUGGCUUCGCGGCCAGGUUUCCCGGGCGAAGCAGAGCAAUCGGACGAUUCUAGUUGCAACGCACCACGCCCCGUGUAUAGAGGGAACCUCGCGACCAGAACAUGCGCAGAAUCCGUGGACGUCGGCCUUCGCCAGUGAACUACUAGGCGACAGCAGCUUUGAAGGCGUCAAGUUCUGGGUGUUUGGUCACACCCACUACACAACAAGGUUUACAAGACGAGGAAUUGAUGUGAUUGCGAACCAGCGAGGAUAUGUGCUCCCAGGCGGCUCGGCGCAUGUAGAAGGAAGAGAUUCAACGACGAAGGCGAAGAGGCAGAAGAAUACGUUUGAUCCAUCUUGUACCAUUAGAAUAUAG
Molecule: messenger RNA, 855 nt
Organism: Clonostachys solani
Lineage: Eukaryota; Fungi; Ascomycota; Sordariomycetes; Hypocreales; Bionectriaceae
Source: the annotation of a GenBank genome assembly